AUGAGUUCACUGCACCGUGCAGCCUGGAGAAAAGCUGGUAUAUUUGAUGCUAUAAUGAAUUCUACCUACCUUAAUACCCGAAAUGAGGAUCUGAUUUUUAGUUUUGGUGAGAAAUGGUGUCCUGACACAAAUACAUUUGUUUUCCCUUGGGGAGAAGCUACAAUCACAUUGGAAGAUAUGAUGAUCCUGGGUGGUUAUUCUGUUCUUGGUGACCCAGUUUUUAGGCCCGUUGAUACGGAUGAAUUUGCAGAGGUAGAGAAGAAACUACUUUUAGCGAGAUCCGAGUUGGCCAAGUCGAAAUCUAAAAAGCCCUCGCAGAGUCUUUGGUUGACUAAAUUCAUGGACAGUGGAAAUGAGAUCGAGCACGAAGCGUUUCUUGCAUUGUGGUUGUCCAGUUUGAGCGAGUUGAAACAGGCUCUUGUUGAUUCUAGAAGGAUGCAGAAUGUUAAUGAGCAAGAUAAGAUUUUGGAACUUUUAAUUUCAGCCCCAUUUCAGUUAGUUCAGAUAUGGAUAUUGGAGAGAUUUUUAACAUUGCUUCCAAAGCCUGUAACUCUAGAACAUGGUCAGCCAAGGUUCGCCAAAUGGAGUGGCCUGAGGAUGGAGGAUAUGAUAGACGUAAGCUUAUCCAUUGACGAAGCAGCUGAUUUUUUUCUUUGGCGGCCUUAUGCAAUUGGAUGCAAAAACUCACUGCCUCACUACAUUUACAAAGAGAAGGAACAAUGGGUGUUGGUUGGUUCCGACAUGGAUGAAGAUCUAGAGGCGCUUGUCAGAUGCUUGAGGGUGAGUGAACUGGUUGGGAUAGAAUCGGAUUGCAUUAUGCAGUACCUCCCACACCGAGUGGCCAUGCAAUUUGGCUUUGAUCAAGGUCUUCCUGGUCAAGUAACGCGAGCUAAUUUGAAUAUAAGUUUAGCCUGGGAAAAUUACACUAGGACAGUUAGAGAUGAGCGGUUGUAUAUACCAUCUCGCCUCUUUGAGCCGGAUGUUACUACUCAGUACCUGGUGUGGUGGAGGAAGUCCAUGUCUGUUCAGCUAGCUGCAAGUGUAGAUUCUGUGACUGGAGCGAGAUAUAAGGGUUUGAAAAAGCAGUUGUUACUGAAAUCUUCUCAAAAGAAAUCUGCCAGUGGUGCACCUGCUUCAGCUAGUUUACCUAGGAUGUGCGAUACAGUCAGACCAAAUGAUUCAGAAAAGAAGGCCAUUGCUGAUAAAGAGAGUGCACAGACUUCAUCUGAAAAGGAAUCAGAUAACAUUUCUCUUGUUCCCCCUGGUUUUCCUCCCAAGCCCAAUCAAACAGGAACAAGCAAUUCAGAGGAUGCAGAUCAUCAAAUACAAGCUAAACGAUUAAAGGAAGGAGCUGAUGGAAACCACAAAGCUCAGAAUAUAAUCAGAAUGACUGGCGCACAAUAUAAGAAGUACACUGCAGAUCGAGUUAAGAGUUCAGGAAAAAGAGUACUGCUGAAAUCGGAUAAAAAGAAACCAAACAAUAAUGAAGUUGUCACACCAGGUUUUCCUACCAAGGGAAACAUAUUGGGAAAAAGGGAGUUGGAGGAUGAGGAUGGACACACAAGAGUCAAACGUUUGAGGAAAGUAACUGAUGUAAGUGGGAAAACUGAAAAUGUAGUCAUAUUAACUGGUUCAGAAUAUAAGGCAAUGUUGCUAAAUACAGCUGGAAGAAAAUCAGAUAAUCACGGUUCUCUUCCCCUAGAUUUUUCUCCUAAGCACAACACAGUGGGAGCCAAGGGUUCAGUUGACAGGAAUGGAUGCGUUCAGUUUGAAAGUUUGGGGAACAAUGCUAAUGGAAAAGACAAAUCUCAGAGAGAUUCUCAACUAGAAGGUCCAAUUUCCUCAAUUUCUGAGAAUAUUACUGUUCAGAAAAUGCAGGUAGAGCCCUCAGAGAUUAAGUUAGAAACUGAAAUGGAAAAAAGAAGCUCAAGAAUGGCACUGGCACAUGAGACUGAGACUACACCUGAUGUAUACCUAACGGGUAGAUUGGUUGGUUGUGGAUCACGUCAUAAAUGUGAAGGUUCUGAAACCCAACCCUUUUGUCAUCUUCCUGUUGGGCCAAGCUUACCAAAUUUAAUAAAAGACAGCAGUGAAGCGGGGGCUGUAAUUCAUGAGAUGUUCGGAGUUGAUAGAGGAAAUGGGAAAAGCUGUAGUCAUGAAGCUUGGGAUGUUCUAGCAUGGAAACUUGAAGCUAGGAUAAGAAAUAUUGAGAGCACCAUUUCCAGUGCUUUUAUUCCAGCUGCUAAAACAUAG
Molecule: messenger RNA, 2253 nt
Organism: Coffea arabica (coffee)
Lineage: Eukaryota; Viridiplantae; Streptophyta; Magnoliopsida; Gentianales; Rubiaceae
Source: RefSeq, a predicted model, not a curated record